AUGUUCGGUUUACACCUUUCGACGCAGAGCCAUCGGCUGUUCGUUUGUGUGCCACUAUUCACUGCAUUCUUUUGGUUUGCAACCCUACUUGCCAUGCUUCUUACCUGGAUUAUAUCUGGACGUCCCCAAUACGUCUCUCAAGAAGGACAGGUCGCAUACAUCUCAGACAUUGGCGCGUCUUUCCUCAAACCACUAUUCGUCGUUAGCUGUUGCAUUACUGGCAUAGGCUUCAUGCUUUCUCUCAUGUUCGAACGCCUUUUACGGCACAGAGGCAGGCUCCAUCCCUCCAUGCGCAAAAGAGAGCGCGUGUUUGAGAUUCUUGCCAUCCUAGGAUCAUUCAUCGGAAUGUGGGGCCUCAUUUUCCUGUCCGGCUUUGACACAAAACAUUACAGCACCGCCCACCGCUUCUUCCUACUCAUCUUCGCCCUCGGUGUCAUUCUCUCCGUGAUUUUCACCGUGCUGGAGUACAGCUGGUUAGCUCAUAAUCAUCCAGACGUAACAAAGCUUCGGCGCGCAUACUUGGUGAAAGCCGUCAUUGGAAGCAUCCUCAUUGUUUUAGCUAUCGCCUUUGGCAUCACGCUAUAUUACGCUCCAAAUGUCGGAGGAGUCAUCGAGUGGAUCAUUGGAUUCGGGUACACCUUUUACCUGCUCACCUUUGCAUAUGACUUGAGGAUGGCAAAGAUUACGCAGCAGAAGCAGGAAUGUUACUACAAGAAUACCAGUGGCUGCUCUCACAAGGUCCCGAUUAGACUAUGGAAGAACACUGCCUGCUCCAUAUCACGAUAUCUGUACAAGUGA
Suillus clintonianus is the source of this 798-nucleotide messenger RNA. Its product is annotated as Frag1/DRAM/Sfk1 family-domain-containing protein. Gene Ontology annotation, cellular component: plasma membrane. The transcript is spliced from 2 exons. The record is from RefSeq and is a predicted model, not a curated record. The coding region runs from base 1 to 798 and encodes 265 amino acids. Lineage: Eukaryota; Fungi; Basidiomycota; Agaricomycetes; Boletales; Suillaceae.